AACACGACAAGCUUCUCCAGACCAGAACCCUAGCCGCCGCCGCGCGCGCGGUAUGGCCGCCUCCCGCCGCCGUUCCUUCGCCUCCGCUAUUUUCACAGUGAUCGCGUCCUGCGCCGCUGCGCAGUCGGCGGGAGGCCCGGGACCGAAUUACAACUCGAUGAGUUUGUCCGACGUGAUGACCAUCUCCUUCUUCAUGGCCAUUUUCUUCCCCAUCUUCGUCGUCUUGCUGGCGUUCGCCUGCCUCCGCCUGUUCCGCCCACCAGACGAGCCCGCGGCCGCGGACGCCGCCUCGUCGCAGUGGUCGCACGGCCCCAAGGAGGGCCUCGACGCCUCGGAGAUCGCGGCGCUACCGCUGGUGUCGUACCGGGACGUCAAGGAGCACCGGAUCAGCGCCGGCCCGACGGUGGACCCGCUGGAGUGCGCGGUGUGCCUCCUGGAAUUCGAGGACGACGACAGCCUCCGCCUCCUCCCGACGUGCCCGCACGCCUUCCACCCGGAGUGCAUCGGCUCCUGGCUCGAGAAGCACGUCACGUGCCCGCUCUGCCGCGCCAACGUCCUCGACGCGCCGCCGGAUCCACGGGAGCUGCUGCAGGUCGUGCAGCCCCCGUCGCCGCCACACGAAACGGCGGUGGCGUCGCCACCCGACUCGCCGCCGGCUCACGACACGGUGGUGCUGAUCGGCGCCGACGUCGAGCGCAGCGAGGAGGAGGAGGACGAGAUCAGGUCCAGGAUCGCGCUCGCUAGGACGCAGCGCGAGGCCGGGCGGCAGGUGCUGCCGCGGUCCAACUCGACGGGGCACGAGCGCGCCGGGGGCGGCGGGAUGGAGCGAUUCGCGCUGCGGCUGCCGGAGCAUGUCCGCCUCGAGAUCCUAAUGUCGCACAGGCUGAGGCACGCGACCAGCGCGGUGGCGUCCGUGCGCGUCAGGGAAGGGAGUGGGUAUGACCAAGGCGCAGGCGGGAAUUCGGUGCGGAGCGCCGUGGCGAGGCUGAUUUCGCUUUUCGCGCCCGGAGCAGGGUGGAAGGGCGACGACGAGGACAGGUCAGGCGCUGGCGGGUCGUCUCGCCGGCGGCGCGAUGAAUCGGCGCGGGGAGCUGGAGAAGAGAAGAGAAGCGAUUGAGAGAAGGGAAACUUGAGGUGUUGGCUAAUUAAGCUCCAAGAUUGCUAGUCUGGCUCCUUUGGUUGUGAAUUGUGAUAUCAAUUCUUCUUUGGAGUUUAAUGCAGAGCUUGCAUGACUUCCAAUUUUGUUUGUGAGUGUAAUCUGUAGGACAGUUUAUGCCCGAGGAUGUCAAUCGAUGUUUACUUUCUUUUCUGCAAAUGUUAAAGCUUCCUCCUUCCUCCGU
Brachypodium distachyon (stiff brome) is the source of this 1340-nucleotide messenger RNA. RefSeq names its product E3 ubiquitin-protein ligase ATL6. The transcript has a single exon. Bases 53 to 1117 code for a protein of 354 amino acids. The record is from RefSeq and is a predicted model, not a curated record. NCBI's taxonomy places the organism in Eukaryota, Viridiplantae, Streptophyta, Magnoliopsida, Poales, Poaceae.